CCCAUAGACCUACUUACUAAACUAAUGUAAUAUAGGGUAGGCAACCCGACAAAAAAAAAAUCUAAAGGCAGUUGGAAGGCAGGUGGUGUCAAGAUUUUUAAUAAAAUAUAUACCUACUUAAAUAAAAAUUAUUUACAAUAUGAACAGUAUCAGAAUAAUUAGACGGCUUCCAACACGACAAUGGCGUUCAUUCUCAAGAUGCACUGCCCUGAAUCAAGAAGUUGCUGAAGCGAUCAACCCUCUUACCAUCCCUCCUCCAGAAGGUGUUGACAAGCCAGUGUCCCCUAAAAUUGAAAAAAUCGUAUCCGAAAUCACGAAUCUUAAUUUAUUAGAAGUGUCAGAACUGAGUCAGGUUUUGAAAAAAAGAUUGAAUUUGCCUGACGCACCAGUAAUGCCUAUGGGAGGCUUUGCUGCCAUGCCUGCGCCGGCAGCUCAGGAAGAAGAGGAAGCUACACCAAAAGCAGUGAAGACAAGCUUUACGGUUAAAAUGACCAAAUUUGAUGAUAAACAGAAGGUGGCACUCAUCAAAGAAAUCAAGAGUCUUCUAGAAGGCUUUAAUUUGGUGCAAGCCAAGAAGUUUGUUGAGAGUGUACCUACAGUUGUUAAAGCAGAUAUUUCCAAAGAUGAAGCAGAAAAAUUAAAGGAAGCAUUAACUAAAGUUGGUGCUGUUAUAGAAAUUGAUUAGAUUUAAAGAAAUAUAUUAUAAUUUUAGUAUCUUAUGGUAAAUUAGUAAUUAAAAUAUUAAACAUUU
Molecule: messenger RNA, 751 nt
Organism: Melitaea cinxia (Glanville fritillary)
Lineage: Eukaryota; Metazoa; Arthropoda; Insecta; Lepidoptera; Nymphalidae
Gene: mRpL12
Product: 39S ribosomal protein L12, mitochondrial
Exons: 3
Coding region: 140-685 (181 amino acids)
Biological process (GO): mitochondrial transcription; translation
Cellular component (GO): ribosome; mitochondrial large ribosomal subunit
Molecular function (GO): structural constituent of ribosome
Source: RefSeq, a predicted model, not a curated record